This is a messenger RNA of Rhodamnia argentea, 978 nucleotides long. RefSeq names its product chloroplastic group IIB intron splicing facilitator CRS2-B, chloroplastic-like. Gene Ontology annotation, molecular function: peptidyl-tRNA hydrolase activity. The coding region runs from base 8 to 856 and encodes 282 amino acids. The record is from RefSeq and is a predicted model, not a curated record. NCBI's taxonomy places the organism in Eukaryota, Viridiplantae, Streptophyta, Magnoliopsida, Myrtales, Myrtaceae. The transcript is spliced from 9 exons.
AGUGUGCAUGAAACAACGAGCCAGAGCAAAGCCUCGAGCAGCUUCGCCUCCUCUCGGCGAGUCAUCAGCUUACCGCAUCUUCCCUCGAAGCCCUUUUCUCAGUAAUUCAACCGUCAUGUUGCAUUCAGGUUCGGUCCCUAGAACCAGCACAUGUCCUCCAAGUCUUCAACGUCCUGGGUUUCGCUCGCAACAUGCGGCUGCAGCGACGCUUCGCGUCUCUGCUUCGUUGCCAGAUAGUGACAAGAGAUUCAAAGUGGAAUUUACUCCUUGGUUGAUUGUUGGAUUGGGAAAUCCUGGGAAUAAGUACCAUGGCACAAGGCAUAAUGUUGGUUUCGAGAUGAUUGAGCGCAUAUCGCAAGCGGAGGGCAUAUUGUUAAACACAAUUCAGUCGAAAGCCUUGAUUGGAAUAGGUUGUAUUGGAGAGGUGCCAUUAGUGUUGGCAAAGCCUCAAGCAUACAUGAACUUCAGCGGAGAAUCUGUUGCACCGCUUGCAGCAUAUUACCAGAUUCCUCUCCGACAUAUUUUGUUGGUUUAUGAUGAGAUGAGCUUACCAAAUGGUGUUAUGAGGCUACAACCCAAAGGAGGACAUGGUCAGCACAGCGGGCUGAAGAGUGCGAUGGCUCAUUUGGAUGGUUGCAGAGAAUUUCCUCGGCUCUCAAUUGGUAUUGGGAAUCCACCAGGAACUAUGGAUGUGAAAGCUUUCCUUUUGCAAAAGUUCAGCUCAGUGGAACGUGAACAGAUUGAUGAGGCAUUGGAUCAAGGAGUUCACGCUGUGAGGGCAUUAGUGCUCAAAGGCUUUAGCCAGCGUAUAAGCAGAUUUAAUACGGGGCAGAAGUAUAAGUAUCACAAAGUUUGAUAUUAGUUAUUGAAUCAUAUUGUAUUUCUCCCUUAUGUCUGGUUAACAAGAACGAAACACUUGCAAAGCCUUGAUUAUGCUAAGUACAGUCAUACGAAUUAUCUAGCGCUAGUCAUGCAACC